CCCCGCCCCCGGGCCUCGCAGUCGCCGCCGACGCUGCUCUCCGGCCGGGAGUCGCCAUUUUGCUCCUGGAGACGCCGCUUGGGGACCGGCGCUUGCUUCCUCCGGCAGCUGAGGCUGCGGCGGGGCCCGGGGCUGGGGUCGGGGCCAGGAGGAAUUUUGUUGUCAGAGACUAAAAGGAGGUUGUCGUAAUUGCCCUUGAACAGCACACAGUAAAACACUGAGCUCUUCAGCUCCACCUUUCUUGGUCUGAGAAUUGGGAAACCAAGAAGGUUUGAUGUUUUGUGUCGCGCCGCCUGAAUUAGAAGCCACAAUGAACGUGACCAAAGGAGGUCUGGUGUUGUUUUCAGCAAAUUCUAAUUCGUCGUGUAUGGAGCUUUCCAAGAAAAUUGCCGAGCGACUGGGGGUGGAGAUGGGCAAGGUGCAGGUUUACCAGGAGCCCGACAGAGAAACAAGAGUGCAAAUUCAAGAGUCUGUGCGGGGGAAGGAUGUUUUCAUCAUCCAGACUGUUUCAAAGGACGUCAACACCACCAUCAUGGAGCUGCUGAUCAUGGUGUACGCCUGCAAGACCUCCUGCGCCAAGAGCGUCACCGGCGUGAUCCCCUACUUCCCCUACAGCAAGCAGUGCAAGAUGCGCAAGCGGGGCUCCAUCGUCUCCAAGCUGCUGGCCUCCAUGAUGUGCAAAGCCGGUCUAACUCAUCUCAUUACUAUGGAUUUACACCAAAAGGAAAUUCAGGGCUUCUUCAAUAUUCCUGUUGAUAAUUUAAGAGCAUCUCCGUUCUUGUUACAGUAUAUUCAGGAAGAGAUCCCGGACUACAGGAAUGCGGUGAUCGUGGCCAAGUCUCCAGCCUCGGCCAAGAGGGCACAGUCCUUCGCCGAGCGGCUGCGGCUGGGCAUCGCGGUGAUUCACGGAGAAGCGCAGGACGCGGAGUCGGACCUGGUGGACGGCCGGCACUCGCCGCCCAUGGUCAGGAGCGCGGCGGCCAUCCACCCCAGCCUGGAGAUCCCCAUGCUGAUCCCGAAGGAGAAGCCUCCCAUCACGGUUGUCGGCGACGUGGGAGGAAGGAUUGCCAUCAUCGUGGAUGACAUCAUCGAUGACGUGGACAGCUUCCUCGCGGCGGCGGAGACCCUGAAGGAGAGGGGCGCCUAUAAGAUCUUCGUGAUGGCGACCCACGGCUUGUUGUCCUCCGACGCCCCCCGGCUCAUUGAGGAAUCUGCCAUCGACGAGGUGGUGGUCACCAACACAAUUCCGCAUGAAAUCCAGAAGCUCCAGUGCCCCAAGAUCAAAACGGUGGACAUCAGCAUGAUCCUCUCGGAGGCCAUCCGCCGGAUUCACAAUGGACCCUGCGCCUUCUUGACACAUAGUCACUUGACUGCAGCAGGAGAGGAAUCGGAGCACCAGCUGUGAGCCGCUGGGGGCAGGGCUUUAAGGAAGUGUGAUGCCUCCCUAGCUGACGAGUAGGCUGACUGUACAGAAAUAUCAUUUGCCACAAACAGAGAAUACAGACUACAAACUCAGGCUGGGAAAAGCCAACAAGCAAACAAACCCCGUGGAGAGGGUUGAAAAUCUGAUUUCCAGAAUUUCACAUUAUAGUGUUAAAAAUACUGGUUUUCAACAACAACAACAAAUUCCAAGGCAUGUAACCAAACAAGAAGUUUGGGCCCAUACGCAGGUCCUUCCUUGAGGAAGCUGAGAUGUUAGACUUACUGGACGAAGACUUUUAAAUCAACUAUUUCAGAUAUACUCAGAGCUAAAGAAAACCAUCGAAAAUUAUGCCUCACCAAAUGAAGAAAAUCAAUGAAGAGAAAUACUAGAAGGGAACCAAACAGAGGGUUUGAAGAAGGUGGAGUAGGACGAACCAGGCAUCCGUCUCUUCACCCAGAUAGUUGCAGUGGCAAAUCCAUCUGAUGAUUUUGGAACGCUGGAGUCUAUUGAAGGCUUGCAACUUCCAGGGGAAGUGUUGGGCAGUAGAUUGCAGUUAGUUUUGGUCAAAUCCAGCUCUUGCUACAGGUGCAGAUAGCCAGCCUCCACUCCCAGCCCGUUGGCAGACAGCUGUGCCCAUGUUCCUGGAGCAGUCUGACAAGCUCAUGGGAACCAGGGUAAGCAAAAAGCAAAAUCCCUCAAAUGGCAGGGAUCAGUGCCCUGACAACUAAUAGCUGCUUCUGAUCACAGAGGUGCAAAGAGGUACCAUUUUUGCAAGCUCCUCCUCCCUCCAGCUGAAGAGGGAGUACUUCCCAACUCAUUGUAUGAGGACAGCAUUGCCUAGCACAAAAACCAGACCAAAGCACUACAAGGGAAAAAAAAAAAAACAAAGACCAAUCUCUCAAGAACAUAGGUGCAAAAAUCCACAACAAAUUAUUAGCAAAUCAUUUCCAACAGUAUGUAAAGAAUUAUGUGUAACCAAGUGGGUUCAGGAUAUACACAGCUGUGUCAGCAUUUGAAAAUCAACUUGUGGAGUUCCCAUGAUGGUGCAGCGGAAACCAAAUCUGACUAGGAACCAUGAGGUUGCAGGUUCGAUCCCUGGCCUCACUCAGUGGGUUAAGGAUCCAGCAUUGCUGUGAUCUGUGGUGUAGUUUGUAGACAUGGCUCGGAUCUGGCAUGGCUGUGGCUGUGGCGGAGGCUGGUGCCUGCAGCUCCAGUUAGACCCCUAGCCUGGGAACCUCCAUAUGCCGCGGGAAGCGGCCCUAGA
Molecule: messenger RNA, 2687 nt
Organism: Sus scrofa (pig)
Lineage: Eukaryota; Metazoa; Chordata; Mammalia; Artiodactyla; Suidae
Source: RefSeq, a predicted model, not a curated record